AUGGCCAUUUCUUGCCAGCUAAAAACGCUUUUUGGUGAGCCUGUUGAAGGCGUUUUUGUGGAGCUCAAAUGCGAACAGUACCCUGAGCAACACUUCAGCGGAAUAUCUGACAAGUCAGGGAUGAUAGACGAAUGGAUGAGCAUUAGCGACCAAAAAGUCCGAAGAAUUCGUUACACUCCAAACAUGCAGGGUUCGCAUUUGCAAAUGCGUACUCAUGCCCAGCCUGUUUUUGGCGAAAUGCCCCUAAAGACCUGGAACAGAAUUAGGUUGCCUCAAAGAGGCUACGCCCACAUUCUUUUCCUUGUGCAUAGAGACAUGUACGCGACUAUCAAAGACGGUGCUUCCCUUGUUGAAACACCAGGAACUGGCUUGAGCGAUCUGACGUUCAUCUUUGCCUCCUCUGAGUCUAAGAACAAUUUACCAGGUCCGCAGACACAGGGCUUCAACUUUGGCACACUCAUACCCUAUGACAGAGCCCACGGCUUAGAAGAAAGCGGGACCGCAGCUGACGUUAGUCAUGAGGCACGUUGGCAAGCACAAAGGGUCGCGCUGCAGCCCAAGCAGUUGAGGCGCUCAGCCAGGCUUGCCAAGCAAUGA
This is a messenger RNA of Pochonia chlamydosporia 170, 597 nucleotides long. RefSeq lists its product as hypothetical. The transcript has a single exon. The record is from RefSeq and is a predicted model, not a curated record. Bases 1 to 597 code for a protein of 198 amino acids. Lineage: Eukaryota; Fungi; Ascomycota; Sordariomycetes; Hypocreales; Clavicipitaceae.